Vicia villosa (hairy vetch) is the source of this 1718-nucleotide messenger RNA. RefSeq names its product protein TWIN LOV 1. Lineage: Eukaryota; Viridiplantae; Streptophyta; Magnoliopsida; Fabales; Fabaceae. The transcript has 7 exons. Gene Ontology annotation, cellular component: nucleus. The record is from RefSeq and is a predicted model, not a curated record. The coding region runs from base 373 to 1527 and encodes 384 amino acids.
GUGUGACUCACAGAAUCGGAAAUAGCCUCCUCUCUCAGCUUUUUCCUCCAUUUACCAGUAACACUGUGUUCUCGUCGUUGUCAUCUCCUCUUCUACUACCCCAGUUUUCCCCUUUCAUUAAAUUCAAAUUAAAACGACUUAUCAUUAAUUUCACUACUACAAUUCAUCAUCAUCAUCAUCAUCAUCGAUACCAUAGCUAUUAUUCCCCCCAUUUUCCUCAUCUCCCAAUCUCACACAAUAAGCACUUCCUAUGGUGUGUCAAUAAUCACUUUUCUGAAUAAUCAUCACACAGAGUCCAACAAGUUCACAUGGGAUUGCGAACAACCUUUAGAAGGAGAAACAUCCAAGGUUGUUACGCUUACCCUCUAAUCAAUGGAAUCAAUAAACCAAUCCUUAGACAAAUUCUACUCUCCCCACGCGCGCGAAUCGCUCGACGAAUUGUCUGAGCACUUCACAAUCACCGACCCUUCCAUUUCCGGUCACCCCAUAGUCUUCGCCAGCCACGCGUUUCUCAAGAUGACCGGCUUCACGCGCGACGAAGUCGUUGGUAGAGGCGGUGCCAUGUUUCAGGGUCCAGCCACGUGUCGUAGGGCGGUGAUGCAAAUUCGGGAAGCUGUUAGGGAGGAAAGAGAGGUUCAAGUUGUUUUGGUUAAUUAUAGGAAAAACGGCACGCCGUUUUGGGUUUUGUUGAAUGUUUGUCCUGUUUUUAGUGCCAACCGUGGUGCUGUUGUUCAUUUUGUUGCUGUUCAGGUUCCGUUACAUGGGAAUUCCAGGGUUUGUAGUUCUGUUGCUCAUGAAUUUGUGUUCCGUUGUUGUCGGAAGGAAGUUUGUUCCGAUUCUUUGGCGGAACUUAGUCGGGUUUCUUCGGCUAAUCGAGUGUUGGAACAUGAUAUCUCGGAAUUGGAGAGUGAAGAGCCGCGUGAGGCAAGUGGUGAUGAGAGGAGAAGUGCUGCGAUGGCCAUGGACAACAUCUUUUCUGUGCUAACCCACUUUAGCGAGUUGACGGGAAAAUUGGUGUGUAGAAAGAGAUGCAGCAUGCCUGACGCGGGUCUUCUUAGCUCCUCCUUGAUUAUUUCUCUUGGUAGAAUCAAACAAAGCUUUGUAUUAACUAAUCCACAUUUGCCAGACAUGCCUAUUGUUUAUGCCAGUGACGCCUUCAUGAAAUUGACAGGUUAUGCGAGAGAUGAGGUAUUGGGCCGCAAUUGUAGAUUUUUAGGUGGAAGAGAUACUGAUGCCUCAACUCUACAUCUGAUAAAGGAGAGCGUCAAAACUGAACAACCAUGCACAGUACGUAUUUUGAAUUACAGGAAGGAUAAAAGCUCAUUUUGGAAUCUACUUCACAUCUCACCUGUUCGGGAUGCUUCUGGAAAGGUAGCAUACUUUGUGGGAGUCCAAAUAGAAGUCGACUAUAAAAACGAGGAUUUUAGGCGGUGUUGGAGACCUGACAUGAAGCAGCUUAGCGUGGUUGGUGGAGUCAAGGUUGCAGUGAGGAGUUUAUCCAUGUCUGCUGGGUCGUCAAAGACAUAGUCAUAGGAAAAUGUUACUCCAUUGGGAAAAAUUUUCAAUCUCAACUAGUAAUCGUUGAGAUGAUAGAGAGGGGUGAAAAAAGUGAUUUAUGAAAGAAAAAAAAGGUCCAUAUUGUCAAUUGUAAUUGUAACUUGUAAAAAACUAGACAUUAUAUGUUGGAAGUCUAUAAAAUGUGCUCUUUUUCUAGCAAA